Vicia villosa (hairy vetch) is the source of this 1254-nucleotide messenger RNA. RefSeq lists its product as uncharacterized. The coding region runs from base 1 to 1254 and encodes 417 amino acids. Lineage: Eukaryota; Viridiplantae; Streptophyta; Magnoliopsida; Fabales; Fabaceae. Gene Ontology annotation, molecular function: zinc ion binding; nucleic acid binding. The transcript is spliced from 2 exons. The record is from RefSeq and is a predicted model, not a curated record.
AUGCUGGCAGGCGAAGCUGAUAACUGGUGGCUAGAGACUCGCCAGCAGUUAGAAACUAUAGGUGAUGUUAUCACUUGGGCUAUCUUCAGUAGAGAAUUUAUGAGGAAGUACUACCCUGAAGAUGUUCACGGGAAGAAAGAGAUUGAAUUCCUUGAGCUGAAACAGGGGGAUUUGUUGGUUACGGAUUAUGCUGCAAAGUUCGUAGAGCUGGCAAAAUUUUAUCCUCACUAUAAUGAGGCAACUGCUGAGUUUUCAAAGUGUAUCAAAUUAGAGAGUGGUUUGCGUCCAGAAAUCAAGAAGAUCCUUAAUGAGAAGCGAGGUAAGCACCAACAGAACUGUGGAAAACCGUAUGAUGCUCCAGUUGGUAAGGGUAAACAGAAGACUAUUGAUGGUCAGAUAACUAGUGGGGGAGAUGCUCAUACUGGUAUUGUAUGCUUCAUGUAUGGGAAACCUGGUCAUAUGAGCAAGGCAUGUACUACUGAGGUAAAAAGGUGUUUUCGUCGUGGUAAAGUCGGGCACACAGUGGCUGAAUGUAAGCAUAAGGAGGUGCUUUGCUUCAACUAUGAUGAAGAAGGGCAUAUUGGUAGUCAGUGUCAAAAACCGAAGCUGACACAAGCUGGUGGGAAAAUGUUUGCUCUAGCAAGGACUCAAAUAGCUAAUGAGGACAGACUUAUUAUAGGUACAUGUUUCAUUGAUAAUACUCCUAUAAUUACUAUUAUUGACACUGGUGCUACUUAUUGUUUUAUUGUUGCUGACUGUGUGAAGAGGUUGGGUCACGUUUUAUCCUCUAUGAAUGGAGAGAUGGUUAUCGAUACUCCAGCUAAUGGGUCGGUGAAUACUUAUCUUGUAUGUUUGAAGUGUCAUCUAUCAAUGUUCGACAGAGACGUUGCUUUGGAUAUAAUUUGUUUACCAUUGAGUGGUUUGGAUGUGAUCUUGGGUAUGAACAUGUUAGAGUCCAACUAUGUGCAUAUUAAUUGUUAUAAGAAAUCGGUGCGGUUUUCUACUCCUAACGAGGGGAAGGAAACUGAAUUUUUAUCUGCUAGACAGUUGAAUGAGUUGAUGAAAGAUAAAUCUCAGGUGUUUGCGUUAAUGGCCUCUUUGUCCGUUGAGAAUCAGGCUGCUAUUUAUGAAUUACCGGUAGUGCGGGAAUUUCCUAAAGUUUUUCCUAAUGAAAUUCCAGAUGUGCCGCCAAAGAAAGAGGUGGAAUUUGCUAUUGAUCUUGUUCCUAAAGUUUCAUUGAUAAGAAUUGCUUAA